UAACAAAAACACCGGCGGCUAAGUUCUUACUUAACAGCUUAGACUAAUGAUUUGAUAUUUCGAACGGAACUUGUUCACAGAUCCUAAGCGACACGCCCCCCUCCCUUUGUCGGUUGCCGACGGCGGUAGUCUUUGUUCGGUUCAUCAGAAAAAAAUCGCCAACAGAGCAUAAAGACGGUGAGUUCCCACUUUCCGAUGAAACAUUUGUCACCCCACUUUGUCGUUAACUGUAACAAUCAAUUCCUCGGAAACCGACGGCUGUUUUCUGACAUUCACUUUUGUCUGACGCCGUGAAAUUUCUCCCCAGCUUUGAUCCUCUCGUCUUUAUUGGCUUUGGGAUCCUUAGAACUGAUUGCCCUUUGUUUACUUAACACCCAAGCUUCCUGCUUCAUCUCCGUAUCUGAGCAACUCAAUUAUCUGCGAAAAUCCAGGGCUAAUUCGUUUACUAGUGGAGCUGAAUUUCUCUCGGGAUUUUGAGUUCUUCAAAUUGUGAUGGUUUCCUGUGCAAUUUCUUCAUGGACCUUAACGGGUCUUGUAAGAUCUUUUCUUGAUCUUACUCUGGCUUAUUUCCUUCUGUGCGGAUCAACCUUGGGUUAUUUUGCUUGGAAAUACUGUGAUGUUUUUGGUAUUCACUUACCCUGUCUUUGUUCUGGGUGUUUUGGGUACCAAAAUAGAAACCUCUGCUGGCAUAACCUGCUUAUUCAAUGGCCAAGAAGAAAGAUAUGCUCUGUUCAAAAUCUGGCUUUGAAUAGAGUCCCUUUCGACUUGGUUUCGUUCAACGAUCGAGAGUUGAAUUCAAAUGAUGUAAAAUUUGGCAUUGAAGUCAUUGAAUUGGGAGGGAAAGUAUGUUCUACUUCACUUUCAGGUGUAAGAUUGGAAACUGUGGUGGACAAUGAUAAUGGAUAUAAUACCAAAGGAAAACUAGCCAUGAAUCAGAAGCAGAAACCGGGAGCUCGGACUGCUUUCGGUAAUGGAAAACUUUCUCCGGUAUUGUUGUCUGAUAGUUUCCCACCUUCAACUGUUGCAGGUGUUUCAUGUUCUUCGUAUAGUAGCGGUGGUGAAAUAAGAAGUGAAAUUAAGGAUAAUUUCGGUUCAGUUGCUGAAAUUGAUGAGAGCUUACCUGAUGAUAAAAAUACUCAAACUGGCACGGAUCUAGGUGAGACAAGCUGGCAUGGUUUUGGAUUGAGCAGUGGAGAGGAAAAGGGAUCAAAUUUGACGAAAAAAUCAACUUGUAUCAACACUAAUGAGAAAUCAGUGUUUAUUGGAGGUGAAGCAGAUCGGAUCAGAAUGUUGGAACAAGCUCUUGAAAAAAAGAAAGCUAAACUUGCUGCUGUAUACCUGGAGUUGGAGAAAGAAAGGGCUGCUUCCGCUUCAGCUGCUGAUGAGACCAUGGCGAUGAUUUUGCGGCUACAAGAGGAUAAGGCUUCUAUACAAAUGGAAGCAAGGCAAUAUAAAAGGAUGAUGGAAGAAAAAAUUGCUUAUGACGAUGAAGAGAUGAACAUUCUGAACGAGAUGCUUGUUAGGAGGGAGAAGGAGAAUCACCUAUUGGAGAGAGAACUAGAAGCUUACUGGCUAAGAGACAAGCCGGAGGAAUGUAAAUUUAGUUAUACUUUGAAUAAUGAGGAACAACAACCUUCGAUUCGACUUGGCCGAGGUGAAGAUCCACUGGUGAUGGUGAAACAGGCGGGGAAUACGGGAUUGAGUGACGAGAAGGAAGUUGGAACAGUGGAUCAUGAUGACAUAGCCUCCCAAGAAAUUGCAACCAAAACGGUCCAAGGCAUUGAGAAGACUUCUUUAGCUGCAGAAGAGGAGCUCAAGAAGAAUGCGGAUUUUGGCAAGCCACUAGACUGUAACGUACAACAUCCCAUGUCUGAUGUAGAACCAGCUAUCUAUGAUGUCCAUGUUGUUGAUGAUAAAUUAGACAUUCCGGAGAACUCAAAAGAAAGUAAAACACCACCCGAUUCUGCUUUAGAACACAAAACCUCUAUAUAUAAAUUUCGCAGAACUUUCUCUGGGGUCAGUAAUGAAAUGUUGGCCAUUGGUGGUGAAAUCGAAGGACUUAGGGAACGGUUACAGAUUGUGCGAGGAGAAAAAGUGAAGCUUACUUUCUCAUCGGAACAGUGGAAAAUGGUUGAUACCCAUUUGAAACAUAUCGAGGACCUGGUGAACCAGCUUCGGGAUUUUCAGUGGCUGAAGGAUCCUGUUCGACAGGCUUCUUUACCUCCUUUGCUUACAUCUCCCAAGGUCGGCUCCAACAGGAGAUGCUGCCGGAGCGUAUCGGACGAAAUCGAAGAUGGUGCCUAAAGCCACCCCAUGUACAGUAGCCUGUCGAAUCCGGGAAGAAAAUCGCUCCUUCUUGCUCGUCUUUAGGUUUGUGUCGAGUCUCUUUUUCAAACAAUUUGUUUAUUGAAACUGUAAAGUCCAUAAAGAAGGUAGUUGAAUCAGAAAUUGUACGCAAAACUGUGUUAAUAUAGUAGUUUUUUCAAUUAAAUAGAGUAAAAGCUUCAAUCAGAGAGAUUGUCCCCCUCCAAUAAAUGAUU
Messenger RNA from Hibiscus syriacus, 2540 nucleotides. RefSeq lists its product as uncharacterized. The record is from RefSeq and is a predicted model, not a curated record. Lineage: Eukaryota; Viridiplantae; Streptophyta; Magnoliopsida; Malvales; Malvaceae. The transcript is spliced from 4 exons. Bases 493 to 2304 code for a protein of 603 amino acids.